Molecule: messenger RNA, 2812 nt
Organism: Cotesia glomerata
Lineage: Eukaryota; Metazoa; Arthropoda; Insecta; Hymenoptera; Braconidae
Gene: Esp
Product: sodium-independent sulfate anion transporter
Exons: 12
Coding region: 592-2601 (669 amino acids)
Biological process (GO): transmembrane transport
Cellular component (GO): membrane
Molecular function (GO): sulfate transmembrane transporter activity
Source: RefSeq, a predicted model, not a curated record
GAGAAUCGUUCUAACCGUUUAUAUAUAAGUAAGUACGUCGGGCUAUCUAAACGCAGUUCAAACUUUGUCAGGUAAAAUUUUUCAUUUUUAAAAGCCCGUCGAUUUAAUGCAGCUUCCGAUUUUUUAAUUCCACUCACAAUGUGCUUGGAGUCCACGUGUGCUAGAUAAAAAACCGAGUGAUUGAUAAUUUUAUGUAAUUAACAAUGGAAUCGUUAACGACUAGUUAUUAUUUUUUAAAUAUUAUUUUUAACUUUCAAAAGCGGUAAUUAUGAGGAAAAAAUGUUAAGUUUAUUCUUUCGCUAAAUAAAAACUUUUGUUAAUAGUUUAAAAAGUUAAACAUUGACGUUUUUGAGUGUCACUACUGGCUGCUGAUUACAAAGCUCGUCAGAAUUUGCACGGUUGUAAAGAUCAUGGCUGACGUAUAAUUUACUAUUUCUCCUUGUGGUAAAUCACUACUUUAUUUUAUAAAAGCGAUGCUUUAAAUUAACCCAUGUAAACAAUUGGCUGAGAAGAUAAACAAAAUAAGUAGCAGAAAUUGAGACAAGUUUUUUUAUGUUGGAGGAGUUAUAUUUAAAUAAGUAAUUUGUCAAGAUGAGAAACGGAAAAAAAAUGUACGAAAUAAACGAGAAACCUUUGAACGGAUACGUCAAUCCGGUUAUGAACAACUCUCAAGAAAAUUUGGAUAUUAAUAAACGCAACUCUUAUGAACUUCAGAAUUCUGUUUGUGAACGACGAACUGAUUUGCAGUCCUCAUAUGAUUUAAUUUUGAUGGAAGAGCCAGGAGAUGAUAGGACCAAACGAAAGGACAAUGUAUUAAAGUCCGUUUGCGAGUAUACGGCGCGGCGGGCUAAAAAGUUGUGUACCAAAAAAAUGCUCUUCAGACGGCUGCCUAUUUUAGGCUGGUUGCCAAAGUACAAUGGAGAUGACGCAUUGGGUGAUAUUGUCGCUGGCAUAACUGUCGGGUUGACGGUCAUUCCACAGUCACUUGCAUACUCCAAUGUUGCUGGAUUACCUCCACAAUAUGGAUUAUAUGGAAGUUUUCUGGGAGCAUUUAUUUACAUAUUUUUCGGAUCUUGCAAAGAGGUACCAUUUGGACCCAGUGCGAUAGUAUCUUUGUUAACUUAUCAAACCGUAGCCCAUUUAAACGCUCCUGUCGAGCACGCAAUCCUUCUCUGCUGUCUUUGUGGGAUUAUACAGCUAUUCAUGGGAAUUUUCGGCCUAGGAUUUCUCAUCGACUUUGUGUCUGGACCAGUGAGCUCUGGUUUCACAUCAGCAGUCGCUUUGAUAAUUGUCACGUCUCAAAUUAAAGAUAUCCUAGGAAUCCCAGCAAAGGGAGCGACAUUCGUCAGCCUUUGGAAAGGCAUUGCUGAAGGGAUUCAUCAAACUUCUCAGUAUGACGCUAUUCUCGGAGUUUCUUGCAUCAUUGUCCUCCUUUUCUUAAGGCAUGUAGCUACAAUUCAAAUCGGCCCGGCUAACGAAAAUUCGCAAACAACGAAGCAUCGAGUGAUGAAUAAACUUAUUUGGCUGACCGGAACAUCAAGAAAUGCAAUAUUGGUGAUCGUUUGCGGGAUAAUAGGCUAUUACUUUGCCUCUCAGCCGCCUUUUAAACUAAUAGGAAGUUUGCCUGGAGGAAUGCCGUCUGUUGAAUUUCCGCCCUUUGGGUUCACAAAAGACAACACGACAGUGUCAUUUGUCGAAAUGUGUUCAAAUUUGGGCAGCGGGCUUAUUGUUCUGCCACUGAUUUCUUUGAUGGAAGUCGUCGCAGUUUGCAAAGCGUUCAGUAAUGGAAAAUCUGUAGAUGCUACACAAGAAUUAAUAGCCAUUGGAUUAGCAAAUCUCGGGUGUUCUUUCGUUCAGUCAUUUCCUGGAACUGGUUCACUCAGCAGAAGUGCUGUUAAUAACGCUUCUGGUGUUCGAACUCCACUCGGCGGACUUUACACUGGAAUACUAGUCGUGUUAGCGCUCCUUUUUCUCACACCUUACUUUUACUUCAUACCAAAAGCAUGCUUAGCGGCAAUAAUUAUAUCAGCGGUAAUUUUUAUGGUCGAAGUCAAGGUGAUAAAACCAAUGUGGAGAACCAAGAAAUCUGACUUAAUACCAGGGAUAGCAACUUUCAUUGCAUGCUUGGUAUUGCAAUUGGAAAUAGGAAUUCUCGUUGGAAUCGGGUUGAAUAUACUCUUUAUUCUUCAUCACGCAGCAAGACCAAAAAUUUCGCUGGAAAAACUUCGGAGCUGCUGUGGCGUGGAGUAUCUCAUGUUGACGCCAGAUCGUUGCCUGAUAUUCCCAUCAGUGGAUUACGUGAGAAACCUCGUGACCAAGUACAGCCAUUGUGCUGGUAAUUCAAUGACACCGGUAGUUAUCGACUGCUCUCAUAUUUACGGUGCCGAUUUCUCGGCCGCAAAAGUCGUUGAAAGCCUUUCGAGGGACUUUGCCGCACGCAAGCAGCCGCUUUUCUUCUACAAUCUUAAGCCCUCUGUUCACGCCGUUUUUGAGGGCAUUGAACCCACCGAUUUUGUUGUUUACUACACUCAGGAAGCUCUUGACGAUUUAUUAAAGGCCCGGGGGUACUUUAAAGAAAAACCGAACUCUUCGGUACCGUAAAUUUAAAGAAUGUUGAUCAUUGUAUGUACGUAUGGAUGUAUUUAUUUUUUUUUUUUACUUUUAAUUGUUAUUAAUUCUUAUAUAGAUAGAAAAUAGGAAAUUUAUAUUUUAUAAGAAGCAUUUAUCCAAUUAUUUAAAUUGGAAAAUAUUUUUAUAGUGAAAUCAGUAUUCUGAGUGGAAAGUAAAAGCCUCAAUUAUUGAUAUUGAUAUU